Messenger RNA from Uranotaenia lowii, 813 nucleotides. Its product is annotated as salivary glue protein Sgs-3-like. The record is from RefSeq and is a predicted model, not a curated record. The transcript is spliced from 2 exons. The coding region runs from base 11 to 775 and encodes 254 amino acids. NCBI's taxonomy places the organism in Eukaryota, Metazoa, Arthropoda, Insecta, Diptera, Culicidae.
UCUUCAAAAUAUGGCUUUCUUGAGAGUUUUUCUGUUGGGUGCGUUGCUGAGUACGACAUGUUCCAAGACUUUGGAGGAACGGGGGCAGAUUCGUCGCAACAGUGGAUUCCCGGAAUCAAACCAUCAUCAGGCUUGGAUACGAGAUGUGGAGUACGAGAACGUUGAUCCUUUAUCUACGGAUCCUACUGUUACUGAUCAAUCUGCGGCUGCCGAUCCAUUCGUUACUGAUCCCUCUGAUCCUACCAUUACUGACCCAUCUGUCACUGGUCCUGCUUUGACUGAUCCUCCUGUAACAGAUCCUGCCGUCACUGAUCCAAUUGUCACAGAUCCGACCAUUACUGAUCCUGCCAUUACUGACCCUUCUGAAACUGAUCCAUCUGUCACUGAUCCUACUGUAACUGAUCCAUCUGUCAGAGAUCCGACCGUUACUGAUCCUACCGUUACUGAUCCUUCUGCAACGGAUCCUACUGUAACUGAUCCGUCUGUAACAGAUCCUGCCGUAACGGAUCCACCUAUUACUGAUCCUUCUGCAACUGAUCCUACUGUAACUGAUCCAUCUGUUACUGAUCCUACCGUUACUGAUCCUCCUGCAACUGAUCCCUCCGUUACGGAUCCUUCUGAUGCCGAUCCUUCAACUUCACCGAGUCCUACAACUACUACUACCGGUGAACCUUCAACAACUACCGAGGGCGGUGCUCGAUCACUCACCAGUCCUAGUAACUUGUUCCUGCUCACAGUAGGAAUUGCGGUUCUGCUGAAUCACUUUUGUUUGUAGUACAUUAAAUCGGUAGCUGUAAGAUAGUAACAAACUUU